Euleptes europaea (tarantolino) is the source of this 1509-nucleotide messenger RNA. It is a transcript of the gene EPOR, whose product is annotated as erythropoietin receptor. Gene Ontology annotation, biological process: cytokine-mediated signaling pathway; positive regulation of cell population proliferation; hemopoiesis. The record is from RefSeq and is a predicted model, not a curated record. The transcript is spliced from 8 exons. The coding region runs from base 1 to 1509 and encodes 502 amino acids. Lineage: Eukaryota; Metazoa; Chordata; Lepidosauria; Squamata; Sphaerodactylidae. Gene Ontology annotation, cellular component: external side of plasma membrane; membrane. Gene Ontology annotation, molecular function: protein binding; cytokine receptor activity.
AUGGAGCGAGGCGGGCGGUGGGCGGCGGCCCUGUGGGCGCUGCUGCUGCUCUGGGCUUCGGGCUCCUGUGCCGACGGGGCGGCCGCCUUGGGCACCGACUUCGACUACAAAGCUUCCCGCCUGCUGACUGAGGAGGCCUCCAGUCCCAAAUGUUUCUCCGAGCGCCUGGAAGACCUCGCCUGCUUCUGGGAGGCGUCAGAGCCGCUGAGGGAGGGAGAGAACCAGACCGCCUACACCUUCCGCUACAAUUUUGAGGACGACACCCGACGGAAGCUCUGCCACCUGAAUGUGGAAGACACGGCCAGGAACACGACCCGCUACACCUGCCGCUUCCAGAGGCAGGACAUUGCCGCCUUUAUGGCCAUUGAGGUCCACGUCUUUCAGGGGUCCAGCAACGACACCCUGUACCACAGAAAAGUCUGGCUGGACAAAGUAGUUUUCCUGGACCCCCCCUCCAACCUGACUGUUCGCCUGAUGGACCUGCCCGGGCAGGUCAACGUCAGCUGGCAGCCCCCCAACCUGGCAUUCCUGGACUCCAGCAUCCGCUACGAGGUGAAGGUCUCUCCUGAGGGCUCCAAGGCCCAGAUGGUGGAAAUUGCCAACGGGCGGACGUAUUGCCUCAUCACCAACCUGAAGGGCCAAACCCGCUACUCCUUGGAGGUGAGGGCCAAGCCCGACGGGGUCAGCUUCAACGGCUACUGGAGCGCCUGGUCCCAGCCUGUGACCCUCACGAUGACCACCACUGUGGACCCCCUCAUCCUGACCUUGUCGGUCAUCCUGGUGCUGAUCGUCCUGCUUCUGGCCUUCAUCGCCCUGAUGUCUCACCGCAGAUUCCUGAAGAAGAAGCUUUGGCCCGCAAUCCCCACCCCAGAGCAUGAAUUCAAGGACCUUUUCACCAUCUACAAGGGAAACUUCCAGCUGUGGCUGGGGCACCAGAGUGUUUACCUGCGGUGGGGCCAGAACCCCCACUACCUGGAGGAGCAGCCGUUCUUGCUGGAGGUCCUCUCAGAGUGUGACCGCUGUAAGGUGGACGGUGCUCCUCCUCUGCCCCCCAAGACCCGUGGCUUGACGGAGCUCCCACAUUCUCCAGACGUGUCUCAAGAUGAUUACCUAGUACUGGACGAAGACUUGGUGCCCUACGGCCCCGGAGGGGGCGGUUCUCUGCUUUCCGUGGACGGUGCCACGGGGGAGAGCGCAGGGGGCAUGGCAGGAGGGGCCCGGGAGCCCAGCCAGGCGUCUUCCAGCUUCGAAGGGGCCCGGGAGCCCAGCCAGGCGUCUUCCAGCUUUGAGUACACGGUGUCUGAUCCCAGCUCAGAGAGCCUCUCCCCGUGGGACCGCCAGGCAGAGCCCCAGCUCAAGAGCACCUACCGGAUGGUGUCCGACUCCGGGAUCUCUGCCGACUACAGCCCCGUGGGCUCCAACGUUGGCCAGACCAGCUUGUACACCAACCUCCGCGAGGGGGUAACACAGCCACACUCCUUCCUGCCCAGCUACAUUGUGUGCUCGUAG